Messenger RNA from Leishmania major strain Friedlin, 672 nucleotides. Its product is annotated as putative proteasome activator protein pa26. NCBI's taxonomy places the organism in Eukaryota, Euglenozoa, Kinetoplastea, Trypanosomatida, Trypanosomatidae. The coding region runs from base 1 to 672 and encodes 223 amino acids. The transcript has a single exon. Gene Ontology annotation, cellular component: proteasome activator complex. The record is from RefSeq and is a predicted model, not a curated record.
AUGGCGCAGGCAAUCCGCGAUGCCUUCACUGAGGAGGCAAGUUUGACCGUGGUGGAAGAGUGGUCCUCAAAGGUGGUGAGUGACCUCGAGGCGCGCGCCACGAACGCACACCACGCACGCCAGGGAGUGUUGGUGAAACCCUACACGGCCGACGCCGCGGAAACGGUGCCGGUCACCAUCGUGGCAUCGCUUCGUGAAUUCCAGGGGCAGCUGUACGACAUCUACCGCGCCGCCGAGACGAUCCGCACCGUCAUCGCGUGCCGAAUUCCUGAGCUAAAGGCGGAGGACAACCUCGGCGUCGAGGUGCAGAUGACCGUCUUGAAAAUGAUCGACUCGCUGGAAGGGAAGCUGCUCGGUAGCUCCAGUGGCGACAAGGAAGGCGGUGCGCCAGGUGUGGCGGGCAUGUACGCGGCACGCGAGUACCUUGCCGCGCGGGGGUCUGUGGAAGACAAAGUACUCGGCAAGGUCAGCGACGACGACAAAAAGACAAAGUCCGCUGCACCAUCGGUGCUGAUGGAGCUUCAGCAGAUUGAUGCGGAUGCGCUGCUGAAGCUAGAGCUCAGCGCCACGCAGAUCUCGACGCAGAUCCGCUCCUUCAUCAACGCUUACGCAGUCAACUGGAAGAAGCUAAUCCAGCCGCGCACCAACGCAUCGGAGAAGAGCAUCAGCUAG